Messenger RNA from Aspergillus pseudonomiae, 1854 nucleotides. Its product is annotated as IQ calmodulin-binding motif protein. Gene Ontology annotation, molecular function: catalytic activity. The transcript has 5 exons. Lineage: Eukaryota; Fungi; Ascomycota; Eurotiomycetes; Eurotiales; Aspergillaceae. The record is from RefSeq and is a predicted model, not a curated record. The coding region runs from base 1 to 1854 and encodes 617 amino acids.
AUGCUUCCAGAAAGAGUUUAUCAGCUAUGUCACAGCAGCAAAACUGUGAGCUCCGAACUUGCACGAGAUCCAAAUCAAGCCCCAACCAAGGUGUUUCACAAACUUUAUAGCAACGAUCAUGCCAAAGAGGACGCGUCAGAGGUGGAGGACGGCGUAGAUGGCCAUGACUGUCUACAAAAGGCUCUUGAGUGUGGCAAUUGGGGUCCAACGAAACCGAGCAAUCUAUUCCUCAAGAUAUAUCACGACGCACUGUGCACCUUAGAAAGGAACCCAAUGGCGGGGGUUGUCUCUCCGCCAUUAAUGGGUAGUCAUGGGAUCGCACCUUUAACCAUUGUGGCUCCGUUGCCGGACUUGUGCCGACAUAUGGCUAAUUGUAUCGCACGGGCUGAGACCGAAGUAUUUCUCGGGACAAACUUCUGGAUCUAUUCCGACGCUUCGACCCUGGUGACCAACGCCUUCCGCGAGUUGUCAAACCGAGCCGGUGAACGCGGCACUAAGGUAGUGGUAAAGAUGAUCUAUGACCGCGGUGAUCCUCGACAAGCCUAUGAGAAUCGCUUAGAAGUGCCAGAAAAGAAAUACACAAGUGAGAAAGUUCAACUCCCUCCAGCUGAGGAAAUUCCCAACAUCGAUCUGCAGGUUGUCAAUUACCACCGUCCUAUAUUCGGAACGUUCCAUGCUAAGUUCAUGGUUAUUGAUCGGAGGAUCGCCCUGCUGCAAAGCAGUAACGUACAGGAUAAUGACAACCUAGAGAUGAUGGUUAGGCUUGAAGGACCAAUUGUGGACGCUUUCUAUGACACCGCAUUGAUCUCAUGGGGAAAGCACUUCAAUACGCCCUUUCCAAUGUUGUCGUCUCCCGCUGCGAGUGCUCCGAUUCCAAGCCUUUCGCUCAUGGACGUAAGCCGCCAAGAGGAAGCCCAGGGCUUGUCUUUGCCCGAGCAUACCACAUUAGAUCAACACUAUGACCUUGGCAUUAGGAAUGAAGCACGGCGCGUCAACGGUACCCUCAAGCCUAGGCCUGGCGAGUCUAGAACGGCUCCGGUCACUCGCCACCUGAACACAACUACGCAGCCGAAUACAACCGGUGACGCUCCAGACGUUGAUCAAAAUACUCCGAUGAUACCGUAUACCAUCUCCCCACCUCAUGAAGCAUGUCCAAUGGCCCUAGUAAACAGGGAGCCCUGGGGAGCCCCGAACCACACCAGCAUAUAUACCCCUCAAAAUGCCGCCUUUCUCUCGGCAAUUCAAAAUGCAGAACACUCCAUUUUCAUCCAGACCCCGAAUAUGAAUGCAGAGCCUCUCCUCGAGCCAUUACUGGGAGCUGUCCGUCGCGGGGUCGUUGUUACAUGCUACCUAUGUCUGGGCUACAACGACGCUGGACAACUACUUCCCUUCCAAAACGGGACGAAUGAGAUGGUUUCUAAUCGAUUAUAUAGCUACCUUGAGAAACAGGACGAACGCUCACGACUACGUAUAUAUAACUAUGUGGGUAAGGACCAGACAAAGCCGAUCCAUAAUAAGUUCAAGCGUCGCAGCUGUCACAUCAAACUCAUGAUCAUCGACGGCAAAGUAGCUAUCCAAGGGAAUGGGAACCUUGAUACUCAAUCGUUCUACCACAGCCAGGAAGUUAACGUCCUAAUUGACUCCCCAAUCAUCUGCCGUUCAUGGCUUGAGACGAUCAACCAAAACCAGAACACAGCUCUUUAUGGUGCAGUGAGUCCGGAAGAUGGAUGCUGGCAUGACGCCUCCACUGGUAAGAUCCCAGACGGGUCAAUUGGUGUCAAUCCAGGGCGUUUCAGCUGGGCCAAAGGGGUGGUUGGGGCUGUACAGAGAGUACGAGGAGCUGGCGGGUUUUGA